Folsomia candida is the source of this 931-nucleotide messenger RNA. RefSeq names its product BTB/POZ domain-containing protein At1g21780. The transcript is spliced from 3 exons. The record is from RefSeq and is a predicted model, not a curated record. Gene Ontology annotation, molecular function: protein binding. Lineage: Eukaryota; Metazoa; Arthropoda; Collembola; Entomobryomorpha; Isotomidae. The coding region runs from base 17 to 862 and encodes 281 amino acids.
AGUCAAAGUAUGCAGUAUGUCAAAAUAUGUCAGGGAUUCUGACAGGCCCUCGAAUCCGUGGAAGUUGGAUCGCUGCAAUGAAAACCUGUCCCUCGAACAGAUUUGUCACAAACUGGGCAGCAACAACUUGAAGUUGACCAUCACCAUGAAGAUCUAUGGCAAACAGAGUAUCACGGUUUCAGUGAAGGAUUCGCCACCUCCCAGCAUGGCGACGGAACAAGCUAAACACAUCCAAAACCAGAGAAAGGUUAUGCUUGCCAUGCUAGACACCGGCUUGGAAAGUGACGUGACCUUUGUGACGAGGGAUGACCAACGGAUUUCUGCACAUAAGUGCAUCCUCUCUAUGCACAGCACCGUCUUCGCCGCCAUGUUCGCCGCUGAGAUGAAGGAGAAGACUGACGGGGUCGUCAAGCUGGUCGACAUGGGGGGCGAGGGGCUCAAAAUCUUGCUAAAGUUCCUCUACACCGGCGAAUUGGAGAACACGUGGGGAAAAUUUUACCAGGAGAUUGUCAAUGCGGCGAACAAGUACCAAAUCACACAAUUGAUCUCCAUGUGCGACAAGAUACUUCCGACAGUGGUCUCUUUGGAAAAUUGCGUCGAGCUGUUGAAGUUUACGGAAUUACACGGUAUGACAGAUGCGACGGAGAAAGUAAAAAACUUUAUGAAGCGAGACCCCCAAGAAUUGCUGCAAUUGUGGCACGUUGCUGCGUUUGGGAGUCGUCUUGACCACGACUCAUCGAGUUAUUCAGGGCCUGAGAACGAUUUUUACAAAUAUUACGCUCGACCAGAUUUCGUUCGGCCAAAUUACGUUGAACCAGAUUAUUACGUUAGAUACGAUUCUGCUGAUGAAGACUGGGAUUGAUGUUUGUUGAUUUUUUAGUAUCUAUGUCUGAUUUUACCUCUUUCGCUUUUAACGAACACUGUAAAUUAA